This is a messenger RNA of Cucumis melo (muskmelon), 1951 nucleotides long. RefSeq names its product protein LAZ1 homolog 2. The coding region runs from base 477 to 1754 and encodes 425 amino acids. The transcript has 9 exons. Gene Ontology annotation, biological process: transport. Gene Ontology annotation, molecular function: transporter activity. Lineage: Eukaryota; Viridiplantae; Streptophyta; Magnoliopsida; Cucurbitales; Cucurbitaceae. The record is from RefSeq and is a predicted model, not a curated record.
AGCCGAAUUGUUGAAAAAAUCCCGGGGAGGCCACGUAUUGUGUGUGAUGGUUUCUUCAUGUCUUGACAAGUGGCAGGUGGUUUAACAAAAAGAUAGACUAAACCCUGGGAGAGAAAUGGAGGGUUGGGAGAUGAGAUUUUGUCUUCUCGUUAAAGGAAAAAUAAAUGAAAAGAAAAGAGGAUUUGAAUCUUGAAAAGAAAUGAUUGAAGAUUGACAACCUGCAUACAUCAAAGCUUAGCUUGGAGUUGAAACCGGUAACUGCUGAUACAUAAGCUGGAGGUAAAGUGGGAAUCGUGAUAUUCAUUUAAUUGACCCGUUUGUUGGUCUGUGUAAAGAAUAGAGAUUGGGAGGGUUGGCCAUAUACGGCAUACCAUAAACAAAUCGAACAUGUCAAGGUUGCAAAGAAAGAGUUUGUAUUUCACACACAUGUAGCACAACGGAACAUCAGUCAUUUGUAUUCUGCUUUAUGUGAAUGAAUGAAAACUGGCAGAAUAACAAUGAAGACAUCAAUUUCUAUCACACUACAACAAGAAGACAUAUAUGGAGAUUUGUAUCAACCAGCACUUACUAUUGCAACAUGCUUUGCGGUUAUCGCUCUGGUGCUCUCCCUUUUCCUCAUUCUACAGCAUCUCAAAUCUUACUCUAAUCCUUCGGAACAAAAGUGGAUUGUUGCGGUUCUUUUUAUGGUUCCUGUUUAUGCCACCCAGUCGAUUAUAUCUUUAUGGAACUCGAGAUUUUCCCUUGCAUGUGAUAUCUUACGGAACUGCUAUGAAGCCUUCGCCUUGUAUUCUUUUGGAAGAUAUUUGAUUGCUAGUCUUGGUGGUGAGAGAAGAGUCAUUGAACUACUUGAAAGUGAAUCAAUAAAACAACUGGAUGAACCUCUAAUAGAAGGUGAAGAAAAGAGGUCAAGAUCUCAAAGAACACUGUGGAACUUUCUCCUUAAACCGCAUGCAGUUGGAAAAGAUCUGCUCACUAUAGAGAAGUUUGGUCUUGUUCAAUAUAUGAUUCUGAAGACAACAACUGCAUUUCUAGCAUUUAUAUUGGAGCUUUUUGGAGUUUAUGGUGAUGGGAAGUUCAAGUGGUCCUACGGGUAUCCAUACAUAGCAGUGGUACUCAACUUCAGUCAGAUGUGGGCACUAUAUUGUCUUGUCCAAUUUUACAAUGCAACUCACGAGCAACUGAAACCAAUAAAGCCACUUGCAAAAUUUAUUAGUUUCAAAGCCAUAGUGUUUGCAACAUGGUGGCAAGGUGUAGGUAUUGCUCUAUUACGUGAACUUGAAGUUCUGCCGAAUGAGGGGAAACUAGAAAUCGGACUCCAGGACUUCUUAAUUUGCGUAGAAAUGGCUAUUGCAGCUGUGGCUCAUAUAUUUGUUUUAUCUGCUGAACCGUAUCGUUACAUACCGGUUUCUGCAUGUGGAGUAGCAGCCAUAGAAACAGUCAAAGGAACGGCGGAGGUCAAAGAAGGCAAAGAUAAAAAGUCAGCUCUGGUAGAAAAGAUGGAAACCCAUGUGGAGGCUCCUGGGACAAGCGUCACUGAGAGUGUACAGAAUAUAGUUCUGGAAGGCGGUCAACGAGUUGUCAAGGAUGUUGUAUUGACCAUAAACCAAGCAAUAAGACCAGUAGGAAAAGGCAUGGCCAUGAUACAAGAGACCCUUCACCAACGAAGGGUAAGUUCAGAAGAAUUAGAGGCAGGUGUAGAGAUUGAAGAAUACAUGGAAGAAAAUGAAAAUCUCGUCGGAACUAAAGUUGCCUAAAACAUUUUGGCAGAAAACGAAAAUCUUGUUGGAACAAAAGUUGCCUAAAACAUUUUGGAAGAAAAUGAAAAUCUUGUUGGAACUAAAGUUGUCUAAAACUUUUUUUUUUCUUUUUUCCCUUUCAAUAGUUGAUUAUGGAUCAAUGUAGUUUUGGAUCGAUGUAGUUUUGAUUAUGGAUUGAUGUGGUUUUGAUGUUA